GGAACUCCAGAAGCUAGCAAAGGAACGCGGUAUGAAAGCCAACGUAAAGAGCGAGCAGAUCAUCCAAAAUUUGCUGAAACUUGAAUACCCGAAGAAAAAUGCAAGGUAUACCACGCUUUCUCCCGGAAUUACUGUACUCUAACCGACUGGGUCACAGGCCUGCAGACGAUGAUCACGAUCAAGGUCCUCCAAAGAAGAAAGCUAGACAUACCAAGAUUGCACAAGAGCAACUUCCAGCGACACCAGAAUCGCAAUUCGCUCCCCUCAUUGUCGAAACCGCACACCGGCCAUCACAACAGACUAGGGAUCCAGGAAUGGUUACUCCAUCAUGCCAAGGAUCCCUUCCAGUGACAUCGAACACUUCAGCGGCCCCACAGCGCAACGAAGCCAGUGCCAGCCUCCGGCAACGGCAAACUGCCCAUCCCACUAUCGUAGAAGCGGUGUCCCCGAAAGAACCGGUGUUAGACUCUGAUUUAUUCAGCGACACCGAUUCUGAGAUGACGAACAUCACCCAGCCAUCCUACGCGACCCCGCGAUCAUCUCGGGCGUGUACACCCCUACCUUCUGGUGUUGACCAAGUCGAGCGCGCCGUGGAGAUCAUGCAACAUAUAUCGAACAACGAUCAGAUCAUGAUGGUUGAGAUAACCAGACUUCGGGAAACAGCUGCAAAAUUACGUAAACAAACGCAAGACAUUCGGGAUCUCGUGCGCUGCGAGCGAGGCAGGCGAGAGCGCAUAGAGGCAUAUUUCACGUACUGGAACAAAAUUGAAGAGACAUGGCCCCGUAAGUGGCUGUAUGGGGAGGCCAUGGUACCGGCCAAAUACCUUAGACCAGAAGGCGGAGAUGAAAUGUAGGCGCCGCACGGCCCGCACCUCUGGCAAUCUCAUUUGCUGAUUUUUCUUCGUCACCUUUAGUGCUGGGCCACCAACGCUGACGGCUGGGAGAAGAAUGCAAGAGCUGGGUCCACGGGCGGACGCUGGGGCGACAAUGGUACAAAGGAACGGAACGAACCGCUCCGACAGAAGUGCCGCCGCCGCGCCCCCCUGCAAGUGCCACCGAGGCCAGUGUGGCCAGUUAGCGCUGCAACUGUCAUUUGGUUGAUGCUUGCAGUCGUCAUGAGCGUCAGUAGCGUAGCACCUUCAUGUCGCAAUGUCCUCGCACGUUAAUACGAAUACUUCAUGGCCAAGAGGGAAGGCUAUUAGUCCUCCAAAUCGUUAGUGAGAGCCAAUGAGAGCCCAC
Pisolithus orientalis is the source of this 1239-nucleotide messenger RNA. RefSeq lists its product as uncharacterized. The coding region runs from base 99 to 854 and encodes 251 amino acids. The record is from RefSeq and is a predicted model, not a curated record. NCBI's taxonomy places the organism in Eukaryota, Fungi, Basidiomycota, Agaricomycetes, Boletales, Pisolithaceae. The transcript has 4 exons.